CAAAAGUAGACAUGGCAAAAAAAAAAAAACUAAAGCCCAAUAAAGAAACCUUAGACUAAAGAAAAGCAUUGUAAACAGCACAAAGGACACGUGACAUUAGAGAAACAUGAUGGCUGACACGUGGGAAGUCGAAGAGAUGGGAGUCUUCGACCACUAGUAGAUUGUUGUGUCGCCGAAAAGCAUCAAUUCAGGCCAAAAUCGCCGGAGAAAUCUCAAUCAUCGUCGAGAGAAGUAAAGACGAAAUCCCAAUUUAAGCUUUGAUGAGAAUAUGACUCCAUUAAUGCAGAUCUUAAAACUUCUUCAACUUCAUACAACAACUUUUCAAUCUUCCAAGGAUAAUUUUGCUUAAAACCAUCAAUGCUGGAAGAAAAGCUAGCCACCCUUGGUAUUCAACGGUGCUGGUCAAAAGCCAGCUAACGCCACUGAGGAAGCUGGCCGUUUCCGGGGAGGAAAAAACAUCAUAAAAACCUUUAGUCUCUCAAAGAUCUAGAGAGAGAAGAGAGAUAAAGGUUUUUAUCGAUCAAAAACAAAGCCAGCCAACAACGCUGUGGAAGUCACCAAUGUCGGAGACAAAGCCGUCCACCGACGCUAAAGAAGCAGCCGAUGCCGGAAUCAAAGCUGGCUCAAGACGCUAUGGAAGCCGCCGAUGCUAGAGAAAAAGCCGCCAACACUACUAUGAAAGCCAGUCGAUGCCGGAAGCCACCGUCAAAAUCAACGAAGCUUUCUCUUUCUUUGAAAGAUUUUGUAAUUUAGUUAGUACUAUCAAAAUAAAUAGUAAACCAAAAAAAAAAGAACGAAUACGUAACGAACUUGGGGGAGAAGGAGGAUAGGGUAAUUUCUAAUUUUUUUUUUUUUUAAUUUUAAUUUUUUUCUUUGCUCUCUCUUUUCCAAAUUCUCUUUAGAAUAUUUGUUUUCGUCUUCUGGAACUAUCUCUUUGCCAUCAUCAUCAUCAUCAUCUUCCUCGGCCCUGAAAUUGAUCAGCCGGAUCUCCAUUGAUGUGAUGCAUCAGAAGAAAUCGGAAGUUCAGAUCGGAAAAGAAAGCAGCGGCGUCUCUUCCGAUUUCAAUCCAUCUCCCCCUCUUCUUUUCUUCCCACAGAUCGUGUCUCACCACCACCGUGAUCCCUCUAUCCCGGCCGCCCCUUACAGGCGUCGCUUCGCUCCUCCUCCUCGUCCUCCCCCUUUAUUUUCUCUGCGGCGCUCUCUCCGGCGCUUCCCUCUGUUUCUCUUUCUCCUCCCUCUCUCCUACUUCCUCCUCUCACAUCCCACUCGCUCCUUCCUUGUCGAUUUCCUCUCUGCCUUUGGUUUCUCCGCCGCACUUAUUUUCUCCCUCAAUCUCGCCCUCCCUCGGCUCCCUUCAAUCCGCUUGUUCCUCGCACGCUCCUUCCCCUCACCUUUUCCCAUCUUCUGGUCCAUCGGCUCUCGCCCUAGAUCGGACAAGAGGGGAAGCUCCUCCGGGUGCUGGGUCCAGCUCUAUAGCAACGGUGACGUUUACGAGGGAGAGUUCCACAAGGGCAAGUGCUCCGGCUCCGGCGUCUAUUACUAUUCCAUGAGCGGCAGGUAUGAAGGUGACUGGCUUGAUGGCAAGUACGAUGGCUAUGGUGUUGAGACCUGGGCCAGAGGCAGCCGUUACAUGGGCCAGUAUAGUCAGGGCCUUCGCCAUGGUUAUGGGGUUUACCGAUUCUACACUGGAGACAUGUUCUCCGGCGAGUGGUCCAGCGGACAGAGUCACGGUUGCGGAGUUCACACCUGCGAAGACGCAAGUCGCUAUGUUGGGGAGUUCAAGUGGGGCGUCAAGCAUGGUCUUGGUCAUUACCACUUCAGGAACGGGGACGUAUACGCAGGAGAAUACUUUGCUGACAAGAUGCAUGGAUUCGGGGUCUAUGGGUUUGCAAAUGGUCACCGGUAUGAAGGAGCUUGGCAUGAAGGUAGGCGGCAAGGGCUGGGGAUGUAUACAUUCAGAAAUGGAGAAACACAGUCGGGCCAUUGGCAAAAUGGGAUCCUCGACAUUCCAAGCACACAAAAUUCAACUUUUCCCAUAUCUCCUGUUGCAGUCAACCAUUCCAAAGUGCUAAAUGCAGUCCAGGAGGCACGGAGAGCAGCGGAGAAGGCUUAUGACGUAGACAAGGUUGAUGAGAGAGUUAACAGAGCGGUUGCAGCUGCCAAUACAGCUGCCAAUGCUGCAAGACUGGCGGCCUUCAAAGCUGCCCAAAAACAAUCUAAAAACAUGGACAAUUUUCCGAUUCCUGUUGUGUGAACCAAUUCUACUAGUAGUGCAUAUUACUCAAGAGACCGUCUUGGGAAAAGCAAUGCAAAAAAAACCCUGGUUAGCUGGUUCGUUCAAAAGAGAUGAAUAUGAUGUAAAGCUCACGGCUCAACUCAUAUUUUGAUUUCCUUGUUCCAAGGCGUGGCAGAGACAUAUGCUAUAUAUAGCGUGAGAUCGUGGAUUGUGAAUCAUGAUUCUGACAGACAACUGAGUUGUUUUAUGUGUGCCCUAAAUCCAGUAAUUAAACAACAAAUUCGAAUGAAGGUGUAUUUGAAAUGCCUUAUAAUCCGACAACAUGACUUGGUAAUUCUGAUACGUUUUGAUAAGCUUA
Messenger RNA from Camelina sativa (false flax), 2594 nucleotides. RefSeq lists its product as uncharacterized. The record is from RefSeq and is a predicted model, not a curated record. NCBI's taxonomy places the organism in Eukaryota, Viridiplantae, Streptophyta, Magnoliopsida, Brassicales, Brassicaceae.